AUGUCAAUAUCGGGGCUCAUCAGGCCAAUUGCCAAUCGCGCAGUGCAUGUGCGGCUGCAUCCUCGUGUAGAGACGCUGGCCGAGAGUCGCGAGAUUCUUCGCCUGAUGCAGACGUUCGGACGAGUCGAAAUGUUCCGCAACUUCAAGUACGACGCGCAGCCGCUGGCCAACAGCAUGAUUGCCAUCUACGAGUCCGACGACGCCGCCCGGAAGCUCCUUGAAGAGUCGCCCCUGCGUUUUGUCAUGAGCCCCGAAGGCUCGCCUGAAGGACAACAGAGGCACUACCAGCUCCAGGCCAACCCCUCGACCUUCCACCACCGCGAUCACAUCGACCAAUCCGUCUACAAUGGCUCCUACAAGGUUUCGAACAGGAGUCUCGUCCAAGAAGACUUGGCCAAAACCGUCCCCAUGCUGGGCCUGAGCGAGUUCACGCUGAGGAAGCCGGAAAAGCCGUGGAGAGUGCUGCGCCGCGACAAGGAACGCGAAGAGACUACAAAGACUUUGAGGCACCUCCUCGAGGAUGCCCCUACUUCCAAUUGA
Molecule: messenger RNA, 540 nt
Organism: Aureobasidium namibiae CBS 147.97
Lineage: Eukaryota; Fungi; Ascomycota; Dothideomycetes; Dothideales; Saccotheciaceae
Exons: 1
Coding region: 1-540 (179 amino acids)
Source: RefSeq, a predicted model, not a curated record